AUUAUACUUAAGUAAAAGCUGUAUCAUGCAGUUUUUGCUUAAUUUGACAUGGCAUCUUAACAAAGCAACAUAUAAACAUGCAAGGGGUGGCAGCAAGCGUCAGAUUUGGGACGGAUUUCGGGCGGGUAUGCGGCACUUCGUGUGUCGCUGAAGGAGGGGCGGCGACGAUGACGGACGCGGGGAGUCCCGCGAGCACAGACAGCCGCAACUCGGACGAUGCCAACUGCAGCAGCAUCCGGGAGCAGGACCGCUUCAUGCCCAUCGCCAACGUCAUCCGGAUCAUGCGCAAGGUGCUGCCGGCGCACGCCAAGAUCUCCGACGACGCCAAGGAGACGAUCCAAGAGUGCGUGUCCGAGUUCAUCAGCUUCAUCACCAGCGAGGCCAACGACAAAUGCCAGCGCGAGCAGCGCAAGACCAUCACCGCCGAGGACCUCCUCUGGGCCAUGAGCAAGCUCGGAUUCGACGAUUACGCCGACCCGCUCUCGCUCUUCCUCCACAAGUACCGGGAGAUUGAAGGCGACCACAGGGGCUCCAUACGAGGCGAGCCAUCCUUGCUCGUCUCCACCAAGAAACCAUCGUCGUCUUCAUCCUCGCCCGCUCCCUCGGAUCAUCUCUACGCCGCCGGCCUCGGCUACUACAAAGACUCUUCCGCGGCACCACUGUCUUUCGUCCCGGAUCCUUACGGCUACAAGUAGGAGUAGAAGAGAGCCCAAGUUUUCCAGAGAGCCAAGUUUUCCAUCGGCCAAAAAACGCUUUAGGACUCCACCCGAUCAAGUAUUGUAUGAUGGUGAUGACGACGAUUUUAUGAUACAUACAACCCCUCAAAUGCUCGCCUCCGGUCGCCACAUCUUCUUCUGAGCGGCCA
Molecule: messenger RNA, 865 nt
Organism: Selaginella moellendorffii
Lineage: Eukaryota; Viridiplantae; Streptophyta; Lycopodiopsida; Selaginellales; Selaginellaceae
Product: nuclear transcription factor Y subunit B-3
Exons: 2
Coding region: 78-695 (205 amino acids)
Biological process (GO): regulation of transcription by RNA polymerase II
Cellular component (GO): CCAAT-binding factor complex; nucleus
Molecular function (GO): RNA polymerase II cis-regulatory region sequence-specific DNA binding; protein heterodimerization activity; DNA-binding transcription activator activity, RNA polymerase II-specific
Source: RefSeq, a predicted model, not a curated record